AUGCCAGUCGUAAAGAAGACCUUGAAGGGCAAGGCUACAUCCAGCCAGCGAAAAAAUACCGUCCAGCCGUCGGUCCUGGAGACCGUCGUCGCAUCAUGGCCUCGCCGCGGGCUUCGCUGGGCCGCAGAAACACAUUGGGGUCCAGAGGCAGAUAUAGCCCGCAUCCGCGCGGACCCUGUCGCCUACGAUAUUAAUCGCUGGAUUAUCAAGGGGUAUGGCCUCGUUGUGCCGGGCGCUUCUCUCGAGAACUACAUCGACCGGAGCCUAGCCGUGAUCAUCGACGCCUUCACAGCCCUGCUCCCGAGCCUCGUCCCGCUCGAGGGCAUGGAGUUUUGGUAUCUGAUGACGAGAAUAACCCGCCACGUGAACAAAAUCACAGAGGGUGCCGUCCGUGACGCCAUCUUCCACGUGGCUCAUGCGCGGGCCCGCUGGCUCCUCGGGACAAAGGUCCGCCUCCGGGGCAACCGAGGCGCAUGCGUCACCGCCAUCGAGCGAUUGCGGACAACCGUUGGACGCAACUGUAUAUUUGUCAGGCCCGUUAUUCAACGCAUGAAGAUGAGAGCUCAGCUGGGCGCAGUGGGCGAGGCUAUGACUAGGGACUUUCUCUGCGACGAAGAGCUCGGGACUAUUGAGCAGUACGAGUGCAAGAUUGAGGCCGAGAAACUUUCGUCGGAGAUGCAGGCCCUCACUCUUGACCAAAAAGAACGAGGGGAGAAACGCUGA
This is a messenger RNA of Parascedosporium putredinis, 723 nucleotides long. The record is from the annotation of a GenBank genome assembly. NCBI's taxonomy places the organism in Eukaryota, Fungi, Ascomycota, Sordariomycetes, Microascales, Microascaceae.